Messenger RNA from Seriola aureovittata, 8351 nucleotides. RefSeq names its product transmembrane protein 132D. Lineage: Eukaryota; Metazoa; Chordata; Actinopteri; Carangiformes; Carangidae. The transcript has 16 exons. The coding region runs from base 740 to 4306 and encodes 1188 amino acids. The record is from RefSeq and is a predicted model, not a curated record.
AUCCCGCGGACGAGUGUAUACAGCCUCUCAAGUUGAGCCCAGACGCACACACACACAUAACACGCACAGCAAGAGGAUAGUCGGAGGAUAGACAGAGGGAGGAAGGAAAAGAGGGAGAGCGGACGGAGCUGCUGCCGGGCGAGCGGAAUUUGGAUUUUAUUUAAUAUAUGAGCCUUCACUAACAGAGUUUUCUUGUUUCAAAACCGCCUAUGAAGUGGACUUUUUAAUUCGCUGGGGGAGUUCUUGGUCCACGCUGCUGUUUUGUUUUUUUUUUAACUUUGGAAGAAAGAAAAGUGUGAGAAAGGAGAGACACUGGUUUCCUCAGCUGUAGCCGUCCCGUUUGGAUAAAUAAAGCAGAGGAGCGCACCGGUGGAGAAAGCUCACCAAGGGGGAAAAGGGAUAAUUCCUCAGUUCUGGCUUGAAGGAGAGACACCGCAGACUUUUUUGAGGUGGGGGGAUUAAAAAAAAGAAAGAAGCUAGCCUGCACCGGAAUUGCUAAUCGGGGGUUUCUUCUUUAUUACUGACUCCAGAAGGAUUUAUAGUUUACUCCCAACCUCAUCUGCGCGGUGUCUUAGGUCAGCCACAGCGGGAGCGCAGUUUGGUCAAAAUGAGAUUAUUGAUGGCACCGGCACGGUAGUGAUCUGUCUGGGGGAAGAAGAAGAGCGAUAAAAUAUUCAAAGAUACCUUUUUGUCCAUUUUGUCAACAGUCCCGGAGCUUUUUUUGUUACCGACAGGAGGGAUGGAGAUGGUCUGGAGAAGGGGAGGCGCGCCGGUGGGAUGUCGCCUCUGGAAGACGGUGCUUCUUCUUUUCCUGUGGAAAGUGUCUGACAGCCGAGCAGGAGCAGCAGGAGGUGGAGGACCAGGAGGAGGGCCGGACUCCUCCCAGCCCCGUUUCUCAUCCUCCCUCCCCACCUACCUCCCCGUCCAAUGCCAACUGAGUGGUGCUGACUCCGCCUUCUUCCUGCGGGAAGCCAAUCAGGAGGUUAUGCGAAACGGCAGCCUGUCGUCGCGGACGGAGCCCUUCUUUCUCCAACAGCUGGAACCGGGCAUCGCUGCCCCGCAGUCCCUGCCGAGCGUCAAUUGCAGCUAUGGAAACGUGAGCAUUGAGCAGCCAAUCCCAGUGGAGCUGCUUCAGGGCCCGCCGCCGCAUGUGCUGCUGACGACCAACCAGGUGACUCUGAACUGGAAGGUCAAAGGUCAAGUGGUGGUGCCCAAAGUAGGGUCAACACAGCCCUGGAUACAGAUACUGUUUUACUUAGUUGGGCGGCGUUGGGAUGAGCCUGACCCGCCUCCUCCAUCCCUCCUGCCAUGUGUCAGAGCCAUGGCCAUCCGGGACACCAGUGAAGCAGCACCCUCGGCUGGCUGCCGACUCAUGGGACCAUCUGGCAUCUGCGUUGUCCGUCUGGAGAUUCCCCCAGCUUGGUUUACACCAACGCAAGUGAGAAAAAGACCUCCUGAAGUGACUCUGCCCUCGGUGGAUGUGUAUUACUCAGUUAUACCAGUAGAAGGGGCUGGUCAGGAGUGUCCCUUCAUUGUCAACGAGCCAUGGAGAGGUCAGAGCGCAAAUGUCGGGCCUCUUGGAGGUCUGGGUAUGGGCCUCGGGGGACAGUGGAGCCCCCUAGUGGAUGGGGGUCUUCAGGACAUGCUGAAAGCUGGUUCUGUGGUCAUGACCAUGGGUCCGGUUUCUGCCAAAGGAGAAAGACUGAGACUGGAUGAAAAUGUGGAGGUUCUGGUGCCGCCCAGCCCAGUCCGGCUCGGCAAGACGGUGGCGUUUGGUAUCUACAUGAGGACAGAUUCAAACACAGAACAGUUUACAUUGAGGGUGUGGUUCCAGUCAGGCAUCAACUUCCUGGCUGUGAAACCCAGCAACCUUGUUGCGUGGGAGAUCAAACAGGAAAUGGCACCGGGAAGCAGUUCGUUGGCGGUGAUGUGUCAGAGAAAGGCCUCCUCCACAGCAGAGAGAUUGGAAAACCCGUCAUAUGAGGUGAUGCAGCUGGACUUUGAGGUGGAUAACUUGAUCAACCUGGUGCCAACCCAGACUCUACACUGGAACGUGGAGUACCCAGCCAGCACACAGACAAUUUCCAGGCAAACAGAGAAAGUCUCACACCUCUACAUCAGCAACGCUGACAUACAGGGCAUCGUACCGCUGGCUGAGGACACAGAAGUGGUGAACACGGCCAUCCUUACAGGUCGGCGCAUCGCCGUGCCCAUCAAACUAGUUACCGUGGAAACCGACGGGCAGGUGAGGGAAGUGGACGACUCGGUCACCUGCAGCUCAACAGACGUGGACGUGGUCAAGGUAUCCCCAAACUGUGACCAGGUCUUGGUGAACGGUAAAGAAAUGCGUGGCCGGCAGUCUUUGGCAGUCAACUUCACCUACCUGCACCUAUCUGCUCAGCUGCAGCUCACUGUCUGGGUUCCCAAGCUUCCUUUGCAGAUAGAUGUGUCAGAUACUGAGCUGAGCCAGGUCAAAGGCUGGAGGGUCCCAAUCAUCACUAACAAGAGACCUACCAGAGACAGUGAAGAUGAUGAGGAUGAUGAGAAGAAGGGCAAAGGCUGCACCCUACAGUACCAGUAUGCCUUGGUGCGGGUCCUCACCCAUUUUGUUGCAGAACCCUCUGACCCAGGAGGAGAGAUGGUUUAUAUGUUGGGUGCAGACUGGCAAGCUGAUAUCACUCACUUGGUCCUGGACCAGCUAAAGGUGGAAGAUCCUCGCAUUGCCAGACUGAUAGAUGGACGAAUUUUGAUAGGGCGGGACUUGGGGAUCACCACUAUACAGGUUCUUUCCCCGCUGUCUGACUCUAUCCUUGCAGAGAAGACUGUGACCGUGUUGGAUGACAAGGUCACCAUCACAGACCUGGGAGUCCAGCUGGUUGCAUCUCUGUCCCUCAGUAUGACAGCGAGUCCUGGAAAUUACCAGGCUAUCCAGCUAACGACCACAGCUACAGACCUGCUACACACACCAAAACAGGAAGCUGCGAUCAGUGCAUGGAUCCAGUACAGUGACGGCUCAGUGACUCCGCUUGAUAUCUAUGAUCCCAAGGAUUUCCUCCUCUCGGCUGUCUCAUUGGAUGAGAGUGUCAUCUCCAUAACCAAUCAGGAGCAGCACUGGCCAAUUGUGGUAGCAGAAGCUGAGGGACAGGGGCCACUGGUUCGCGUAGAGAUGGUCAUUUCUGAGACCUGUCAGAAGUCCAAAAGGAAGAGCGUGCUGGCAUCUGGAGUUGGCAACGUGUUAGUGAAGUUUGGAGCAAAGAGCGAGGAAAGAGGGGAGACGGGAAGAGGUGGGCAGGAGGACGGAGGAGGGAUGGACAACAGCACCAGCGAGCACCGAACAAAGGACGGAGGAGAGUGGAAGUCCAACAGUGCAGCCGUGGAUCGAGAGGAAGGAGCCAUGAGGAAGGUUAGCACAACAACCAAGAGCACAGUCACCCAUCGUGCUUCAGGUGGUAAAGCUGCCAAUGGAGGCAGCAGCAGCAGCCGAGGCAGUGGCCCAGGCCAAGCAGGAGAUUACAGUAGCUACCCAGCACAAGUUGAAGUACCAGGGACCGGGGACAGUGAGCUGAGCCACACCACCAGAGGCCUGUCCGAUCUGGAGAUUGGGAUGUAUGCCCUCCUGGGAGUUUUCUGUCUGGCAAUACUGGUCUUCCUCAUCAACUGUGUCAGCUUCGCUUUCAGAUACCGUCACAAGCAAGUCCCCGUUCUGGAGACAGGUGGCAACAUGAACCACGCCCACGACUGGGUGUGGCUUGGAAACGAAGCUGACCUUUUAGCCGACCACUCUGACCAAUGCCAGGGAGGGCUGCCGGAUGAGUGCACCACCAUCAUUGACCGGAAUGAAGGAGGAUACGAGGAGAACAAGUACCUGCUCAACGGGGCCGGUAACACCUUGGUGAUGGGCGUGGGCACAGGCAUGGGCACUAUUAGUGGGAGUGGUGGCACAGCUGGACACCGGGGCAUCACCCACGGACAAACCUUACCCAGAUCUGUCCCAGAACCGCAUCAGUGCCUUUCAGCAAUCACUACUGGUGGCAAAGAUGCCACCGGGCAAGCGGAGCAUCUGAAUAAUUCCCCCCGAGCCACGGCCGCCGCUGCAGUCGCAGCUGCCAAACGCAAACGCGUCAAGUUUACGUCUUUUGCCACUGUUCUGCCCAAUGAUAAUUUGGGCGGGGGUGGCCCGUACACCAACUCCUCAGUUCUGGUGAGCAAUGGGAGCGAGGAUGACAUCAAGUGGGUGUGUCAGGAUAUGGACCUGGGUCAAUCUGAAAUCAGAACCUACAUGGAGAGGCUACAAGACAAUCUGUGACUGAUGGGAAAAAGACUGAGAAAUGGAGGGGCAGAGGAUGAGUGCAGGUGGGGGAGAAUGGACAAUGAGUACAAUUCACCUGUAAUGCCUUUGCAAUGGAUGAAGGGAGGGAAAAUCGGAGGAAUAUGAGACCAGAAAAAGGGACACAAAGUGUGGCCAAGAGUAUUGAACAGGGGAGGCUAAAUUUUGAUCCUCUUAGGCUAUGGGAACUGUCAUCAAUAGCUGAAAUCAAUGGUAGCAAAAAAUAAAUAACAUUACGAGUUUAUUUUAUAUUAUUUAUUCUGAAGAUAUUAGUGUAAAAAUUAUAAAAUCACUAUUGGUUAUGAAUGUUAAUUUUCAGAGUUCCAGUAAAGCAUUGAGCUAUACAGUAAAUUCAGGGUAUGUUACUGGACUAGCAUUUUCAAGCCACUAUACAUUUAAACAAGGACGGCAAGGACUUACAUCAUAUUGCCAACAUUGACUGUGGCUGUUGAUUGAUUAUUCUAGAGAUUUAGUAUUAAUAUGCAAACUACCAAGUCUGCUGAAUCACCAGUGUCUCUGAAGAAUAGGUGCACAGCAAAGAUACAAUCUGUUCUUGUUCUAUUAUGUGACCCAUCUCCUUUUGGCAUUGCUCAUAAGUAAAAUGUAACAUGUAAAAAUAUAUAUAUAUAUAAAUAUAUACAUAUAUAUUCCAAGUACUCCAACUACAAAUUCAGGCAAUUUGCAGUGACCAGCAGGAGCUGCCAUCCAGCACUGUAUUCAGGCAAUUCCUCAAACAGAAUGUGUCAAGAGUUGGAAAAUGGUUUGUCACAAAAAAGACAGUUUCUCCCUUGGAUCCAAGACAGAGGCAUUUAAUCUUGCACAAUUACAAACAUGAAAGGACAUUAGCCAUAUUUGAGGCUUUUUCUCCCCGUAUUCAGAACCAAUCCUAUCACCCCCCCUGGCCCCCUUCUCCGUGUCUGUGACUGGACAGCAGUAGAAACUUUGUGAACUAAAGUACGCAGUGAAAUACUGUGAAAUACUGUCUGUAAACUAAAAUGGGACAGACCGAGGUGUCUCAUAUAAAAAGGAGGCUGCUUGGGCUUUGCAAAGCCUGACGGAACACUCAGUGCUGAGGAUUAUUUAAAAUAAAAAACCAUGUAGGCUUCAACACAGACCAGAGUACCUACAGUGAUAUACAUGGAGCUAACAGGAUAUUCUGAAAGACAUUACAAUACAAAUGAAAAUGGAGCGACCCUCUCUAGAUAUGGGUUCAUGAAACAUGUUUGUUCCUGCUGAACUCUUCUUAUAUAUGUUUUUUUCCCUUUUUGUUUGUCCUUUUUUGAUAAAUAGAAUGUUUUUAUUAUGUUUUUCCUUAUGAUUGUUUUCCUCAUUUGGGAAGAUAUUAAUCGUAGCUUUUUAUUUCAGAGAUUUAUUAAGAUUUUAAGGAUAUAUGAUUCUUUUUUUUUUCCUCUAGAGAUCUAUUUAUUUAAAUUAACAUUUGAGAGGGUGAGGAAUGGAAGAAAGGGCCAAGGGCAAAGACUGAAAACUAAAGACCUGCUGGUGAAUGAUAGCACAUACAGUAAGAGAGUAAGGAAGGAAGAAGACAGAACAGGCAGAGGUUGCCUCACCUUCGUUAAGCUCAGGUGACGAGUCAUGAAGAACUGACAAUUAAAAAAAAAAAAGGAGAACUGUUAGAUUGUCAAGACUGCAAUAUUUAUUUAUAAAUGUGUUCCUGUUUCAGAGUACACUGUAUGUUGUAAAUAAAUAAACAUGCUUCAAAGUGCUUGUGAAUAAGAUUGCAGGUCACUAGCCAACAACAUGGUGAUAUUUUGUACAUUUUAUGGUGCAAAUAUGGUACACAAUACUAUCUACCACCACAAUGUGAAAGUGAUUAUUAUUGGUUCUUAUUGGUUCUUUUUUCUAAAGAUGUUCCUGUCUUUGUUUGAAGUAUUGAAUGAGUUCUUGUCUUUGUACAGGGUAGGAAUCAGUUUACCUCCAUAAUGAGAUGUUAAAAUGGAGGCAAUCCAUCUUUGUAUCACACUCAAAAUUGCUUAAGGACGGUGAGUCGGUGAGAUCCACUUCAAGAAAGAAAACCAAAUCAAAUGUGAGGAUGUUUACCAGUGGGCAAGUCCAAGGGAAAUCAGAAGGCAGAAUCUGGAAUACUGCCGAAAAAUAAGCAUUUCUAUUCUCAAUCAUUUGUUGAGCAAGAAACAUAAUUUUAAUGAAUGCACAUUGAAAUCACAACCCAUGUUAUUGGGUCUAAAACAGACAGAAGAGAGGAUAGAAAGAAAAGCGAGUUUGGAUAAACAGAUAAGAGACCUGAGCUGACUCCAAAUGGGGAAACUAAAUGGGCUGCACAGCCUCCACCAAAGCAAUAGAUAUUUUUGACUAAUGAUGGCGACUAUAGUGUAUUUUCUGGACACAUUACACAUUACUUCAUCUUGCGUACUCUAACGUAGCAACGAGACUGCUGUGAAAGGACGAGUCACACAGGUACAAGUUCAAUAGCUUAAGGUAUAAGUGUAGCAAUGUUCUCAGAUGAAAAACCUUUUGACUCUUAACAUGCUAGAACUGUGAGUUUAAUUAUACUUUACAGCCUGUGAGACCUAUUCUACCUGUUGUAUAAUUUUAAAACUGUAUGGAUGUCAACUAAAAAAAAAAAUAGAUUAAGAAGAUUAGUUUUGAGAGAUUCUUUUUCGGGGGUGUUGCUGCUUUUAUUUGAUAUGAGAGAAGGACAAAUCUACACCAUGUGUAACCACUGUGGAGGGACUGCAACUUACUGCCUGCUUACUACACUACUGCUGAAUUUUGGCUCAGUUCCCUAGAGGAGUUGUUUUGAAAGUAUAAAUGUUUUGCUUCUUUGCAGCUGUCAGAGGGUUACAUAGAAAGGCCAGGAUUAUUAGUUGUUUGUAACUAAAGAGUAAAGGUUUAUGUCUUUAUUCAUGCUAAUUUGGUUUUUAGCAGUAAGAUCAAAUAGAUAAUUUUUAACAUCGAUGCCUCUAAGUGUAGAGAUGAGAUUUGUUUUUUACUUAUUUUUUACUUACUUUAUUUCAUUUUUUCCACAUUCUUCUCAGAGGCUGCUUCCCUAAUAUCUAGGGAAAUGGAUGCCUCAUAGCUUCUGGCAAUCCGACUCCAACAGAAUUAUGUUCAUAUUUAACCGACUUGCAAUGUAAGUGUUUAAUCAGUGCAGGUAGUGGUGUGAUGUUCCUACAGCAACAAGGAAAAGUAGGGGUGUGGCAGUAAUGGAGGUGACUGUGCAUACACUCAGUUCAGACUUUCAAUGAACAUUUCAUGUCUUACAAAACUUAUUUUACUAAUGCAAAACAGUUUCAUAUGAAUGUCAUAUGGUUUUGAAAUAGAUCUGGAUUCAGCCUUAUUAUACACAUUUGGUUGGCAUUGUGUCUACAAAGCAUCUGCAUAUAUGGUGCUCUUACUUUCUGAGAGAAAACGAGGAGACCUUAUUUUCAGACAAUGGUUUUACAUUAUUAGCCACUGUUGAUGUCUCCAUCCAGUAGUUAUACCACUUUAGCCAAUCCCAGCUAACAUUGGAUGAAAGGCAGCCCUGGACAGGUCACCAGUCUAUCACAGGGUGUAGAUGUCUCCUGUCACACCCUGUUAUACUGUGAUUAUACUACCUUAGAAGUUAUGCAUACAGUAACACACAUCUCCCAGCCAAUUUGUUUUUAGACCAAUGCGUGUAACGUCUAACGGCAGAAAUGCGGAAAGCCAUUUUCUAAACAGCUCCUCUCGGGUGAAGCCAAAGCAUAGCAGUAGUUCACUGGGUAAGCAGUAAACAACAUGGGACUUCUACAGUGGCGACAUCUGACUGUGGUGAGAAACCACUAAACAACUAAAAGACAAAUAUAUACUCUCAUAAGCAGAAUACUUACAUUCUUCAAAUGGUGUUCAGUUGUUAUGUAGUUAGAGUGGGAGGAACACAUGAGCAGCAGUUGAAUGUGCUACAGGUAGAAGAGGUGCUAGUGGACGACAGCCCUAAAAGUUUUUUUGUUUAAUUUGUUUUCUUUUUGCUAUUGUCAUUGUUUAAACAUGGUUCUUGGAGGCCAAUAAAGACCCAUAACCAAAA